AUGGCCGCGCUCCUCGGCCCCGUGUUGUUCAUUUACUUCACAUGUAUAUCUACUGUCCAGACUACUGACUGUCUGCACUUGAGGGAGCAAUGUAUUAAUGCUGGAAAUGGAUGUGAGAGAGUCUGGAAUGUGGUUGAAGAUGUCUGCAAUAUUUCAGGUAAUAGAUGCAAGGCAGAAGACACUGUUGGAUGUAAUAGAAUAAUCCAGGUCCUGGCUGACGAAUACCCAGAAUUUAGAAACUGUGUCUGCACUACAGAUGAUAUCUGUAGCAUCACAACUUUGCUUGGGAAACUGUGCAGCAUUAAUAAAGACUAUUUGGAGUAUCCCUCAAGGUCAGCCACUGAACUGGGUGUCAGGCAACCCAGGAACCGCGAAGACGGUGGGCGCUCUGCGGAGCCGGAGAGCUGCAGCCUGGCGAAGCGGCGCUGCCGGGAGGAGCCUCGCUGCUCUGCCGUGCACAGGAGCUUCCAGCGGGCCUGCCAGGCAGCUGCAGACACCUGCAGCUUCCCCGGGCCUGCAAAGUGCUCCUUAGCCUGGAGAGAGCUGAGGAAAACGGCUCUGGGAAGGUGCACGUGCUCAGAGCCGCUUCAGACGAGAUGCGUUAAAAUCUGGGAGGGAAUAUUUAACAACCCCUGUUUACAGUACUCUCAGGAGAGCCAAGCCUCAGGAGCUAGUGAAAAUGAUGGCAGUGAUGAUGACUAUAAUGCUGAUAUUGAUGGUGAGAAAAAUCUGGUCACUGACACAAACAAUAUUAGUAUGGAAACAAAAUUACAGUGGGGUUUAUCUGCUCUCUCCAAACAAGUGCACACAACAAACAGGAGCUGUUUGGAUGUGAACAGGGAGUGUGUUGAAGAUGAAGUGUGUAACAAACAGUUGUCCCUGUACCUAAAAGUUUGCUCAGUAAAUAAGAAGUGCAGCAUGGAAGGAUGUCAAGCAGCCAUAAGGUUCUUCUAUCGAAACAUGCCUUUAGAAGUUGCCCAAAUGAUGAUAUUUUGUGACUGCAUCCAACAUGAUGAAUCCUGCCACAGAGCCAAAGAACUUCUCCAUGGCAAGCCCUGUGCAGUUACUGUAGUUCCACCCCCAUCAUGUCUGAAUGUAAUCCAGAUGUGUGAAGAGAAUGAAUUGUGCAGGAAAAAAUACACAACUUUUCGGUCAAAGUGUUGGAGACAUGUGACAAAAAAAUGUUAUAAUGACGAAGCCUGUCUUGAAACUUUGCUCAAGGAUGACAUGCCCUGUUCUGCCACCGCUGACUGCAGAGCAGCCUACGUCAGCAACUGGGGCACGAUGCUGCACACCGAGUGCAUCUGCCAAAAUCUGCCUCCCAUGGAGCAGCCUUUGUGUGAGCUCUUCCACCACAUGCUGCACAGCAAAUCCUGCUUCAGUGACUUACGUCAAAUUUCUAUUCAAAAGAAGGGUUUUCACUGGGUAAAUACAGAAAUGCCAGAGGAAAAGAUUUCUGGAGCACAGCUCCAUUCUUCUGCAAUUAAUGGUGAAACUAUCUACAUUAUUGCUUACUCCUCCUGCAUAGCUCUCAUCCUAGGAAUAGUCCUGUUGACUCUCCUAAAGAUCAGAGCCUGCAGAACAAAAUAUGAGUCAAGAAGUCCCUCGCCAGACCAUUCUUCUGAAACAUUUAUGGCCCAUUAUAAAAGUCACAGAUGA
This is a messenger RNA of Pyrgilauda ruficollis (rufous-necked snowfinch), 1659 nucleotides long. RefSeq names its product GDNF family receptor alpha like (gene GFRAL). The transcript has 10 exons. The record is from RefSeq and is a predicted model, not a curated record. Gene Ontology annotation, molecular function: signaling receptor activity. Lineage: Eukaryota; Metazoa; Chordata; Aves; Passeriformes; Passeridae. Gene Ontology annotation, biological process: nervous system development. Bases 1 to 1659 code for a protein of 552 amino acids. Gene Ontology annotation, cellular component: external side of plasma membrane; signaling receptor complex.